Molecule: messenger RNA, 3403 nt
Organism: Asterias rubens (European starfish)
Lineage: Eukaryota; Metazoa; Echinodermata; Asteroidea; Forcipulatida; Asteriidae
Product: fasciclin-2-like
Exons: 19
Coding region: 122-3124 (1000 amino acids)
Biological process (GO): dendrite self-avoidance; axon guidance; homophilic cell-cell adhesion
Cellular component (GO): axon; plasma membrane
Molecular function (GO): cell-cell adhesion mediator activity
Source: RefSeq, a predicted model, not a curated record
GGCUGACAUUUUGUAUUAUUAAUUUCACCAAAAAUUCAGCAGUGAGAUAACGUUUGUGUUAAAACGAACGUUUUAACGUUCUUUUCCCUCCGUUUCUGAUGUGUAAAUAUUGCUAAGAAUCAUGUUUUCGUGGAGGAUAUUACUUCUGAUUGUGUACGCUUCAAGCAUUACAGAUGGUGCCUUGAGGAUAGUGCCAAUCUAUGCUACAUUCAACGUUGCUGAAGGGGCCAGUGCAUCUGUAACUUGUACCAACCUAAACUCCCAAACGGGUGAACAACCACAGUGGAUUAAUCCUUACAAUCAGCCCAUCGGAACAUACGGAGGAGGUGGCUCUCUGGACAUGUACGUAGUUCAUUCAACCGAUCCAGAGACAGCUCAGAAAGUCACUCGUCUUCAGAUUAACAACAUCAUAGAGAGCUGGGCGGGAGGGUAUGAUUGCCAGGCUAAUGGUGAUGCUGAGUCCAUCAACAUCAAUGUCUUCAAGCAAGUGUCGUUCCCCUUUGAGGCAGCUGAGAAGCAGCAAGUGUUGAUCUAUCAUGAAGCUGGUAACUUGGAUUGCACUAUGGAAGGAGAUCCGGACACCAUUGUAGACUGGUUGGGUCCCAACGGACCCAUUCUGAAUGGAGGGCGCUUUCUAAUCACUCCAAUGUAUGGCUUGACGAUCGAUAACGUCACUUUAGAUGACGAAGGGGAUUAUAUUUGCCAGGGGACUGUCCCAAAUGUUGGCGCCUCCGAGAACCUUCGGAUCUUUGCUGACGUUCAAGUCAAACCAAGGAUAAGCUACCCACCGAUCAACAAGAACGCCACCGAAGGAACCAGUGCGUUCUUCACCUGCGAGGCCAUCGGAGAGCCGCAGCCCGAAUACACAUGGUUCGACGGCACCGUCGAACUCAACGACGGAGUCAAAUACAUCGUCCAAGAAGAAGGGCGGCGAUUGAUGAUCACCGACCUCCAAGAAGAUGAUGAGAAACGAUACACGUGUCACGUCGAGAACGAAGCGGGGUUUGAUCGACGAGAUGGGGAGCUGACUGUUGAUAUCCCGCCGACGCCAACCAGGGCGGUGACGUUGGAGAGAGAGGAAGGACAGACGGUGAUGUUCUUCUGCGAUAUCCAACGAGGAGAUCAGGAGCAUCUUGUACUGCAGUGGAAGCGGUUUGAGAAGUGGCUGCCGAUGGGUGUACAGGUUGACUCCAGAAUCACCAUACAAGACGAGUCAGGAUCGGGGACUGGCAACCCAGGAAGUAUCUCACUCACUAUUGAUGGGAUUCACCGAGGGGACGAAGGACCCUACACUUGCUUUGCCAGAAACAACGGCGGGUACGCAGCAGUCGACAGCAUGCUGAAUGUCAGAUACGCACCCAUCAUCAACCUAGAUUAUACGCCCGGUAAAGUAUACUCAUGGGUUGGUCGCCAGAUCAACAUGACGUGUCACUGGUAUGGUUUUCCCAUACCCUCAGUCAGGUGGUACGUCAAUAGCCAACCGCUUUACGGCACGGUCGGUGACGUCGCUGGAAAUGCCACCAUCUACGACUUCAGAAACGGUUCAAGCACUCUCUAUGUUGAUACAGGAGUGAAUGACUUCUUGCCAUACCAAUGCCAGGGUAGAAACAAGUACGGCAAUGCUCUUCAUCGCAUACAGUUUGAACGAGCAUAUACAAUGAAGAAGCCCACGAAUAUUCAGGCGCUGGAGACGACCUCAACCACCAUAAAGGUCACCUUCGAUGACCCCGUCGAGGUCGGCGCAGAUUACCCAGAAUAUCUAAGGAUCUUGGGUUACGUUGUUGCGUACGGAGUUUUCGGUCAACCGAACCAGCAGUACCAAGAGUUUCAAGACCUUUGUCAGCCGACAGAGUUCCAGUGUGGUAGACUGUGCGUGGAGAAGGAGCGUAGAUGUGAUGGGCUGAUGGACUGCCUGGAUAACAGUGAUGAAAUUAACUGCAAUCCUGACGAUGAUUGCCCAGGAGGCUUUAAAUGUCCUGUGAGGGAUGGCGGAGUCAAUCCCUGUAUCCCUCUAGCCUAUGUCUGUGAUAAAUUCAGCGACUGCGUCGAUGGCGCUGACGAAUCGGAAGAGUCCUGCAACUCCUUCUAUAGACCUAUGAUUGCCGAUGUUAUAGUGACUGGGCUACGUCCAGAUCGUAUCUAUCAGUUCCGCGUCGCUGUCAUCAAUCAAGUCGGCUGGGGUGAAUGGUCAGUCAACCAAACGGAACGAACCCUCGGUUAUGGUCCACCGGGCGAAUCACAGAUAUUUGAGAGGGAGCCGGAUAGGGAUACGAUGUAUGAGAUAGUCUGGAUUGAGCCAUACGAUGACGGAGGCUCUCCUAUAAAUGCUUAUGAGAUCGUCUACUCACAGGUUUCGGGUCCGGAUGUGAAUGAAAUUGGUCUGGACCCAGUAAAGAUCCCGGCGGACAAAGACAGUGACACGGCGCCAAUCCAUCGUUACCUCCUCACUAACCUGAAACCAGGGACCUACUACUACCUGGAGUUAUAUGCUGAGAGCACCUGGGGGAAGAGUGCACCUACUACUCUUAGGUUCAGAAUGAAGGGUGGAGCUCCGAUUCAACCAGUAACGGACACGCCAAUAGGACCCGGUCUUCGUAUUGGAGAGCUACCCAUCUCGGCCUUCAUUGGAAUCUUAGUAGGAGGUUUCUUCAUCCUUCUACUCUUCAUCGAUUGCUUAUGCUACUGCACCAAUAGAUGCGGACUCACCAUGUGCAUCUGUGUGCACAUGUGCGGCAAAGAGUCCCCUGAGGAAGAAGAGAUGCAGCAGGCUGUGGAGUAUGGAAGGACAGCGUCGUCCAUCGGUGAGAGGAUGAAAAUGGAACGUCUUGCUGAGGUGGAGACUGAGAUCAAUUACCUGGAGUAUCCUCGUGAUGGAGCCAGCAGUCAGUACCAGAGUUUACCUGCUAGUCAGUUCGCUGAUGAUCGCUGGAAAAUGCCUACCCAUGCCACAUACGAAGCCGACAGAUUAAUGCAGGGUCAACUUCAGGAGUCCGACUCUAGGACACCCUCUGAGAUCCAUCUUCAAGAACUUCAGAUGCGUAAGUUGGGCCACUACGAUUACGAAGGUAGCCAUUACGGGGGUAGUCAUUACAGUGGUAGCCAAUACGACGGGAGUCGUUGCUGAAACCCCGGUUCUCCGUUCUUGCUGUGUGAAACUCACAUGUACCAAAGUUAGUUUUUUAAGAAAGUGACUCUAGUUUUUACAAAUUUUUUGUAACGGGUGUUCUGAAAGUAACACUGCACUGCUAAAAAUGGUAUUCUUGAAAUAAGAAAAACAUCUUAUUUUGAGAAAAUUUGUCUUGUGUCACUCCCAACAAAAAGUUUCUAGGGAGUGACACAAGAAAUAUGUUCUCAAAAUAAGAUGUUUUUCUUGUUUCAAGAAUACCAUUUUUAGCAGUGUGGU